This is a messenger RNA of Limulus polyphemus (Atlantic horseshoe crab), 1570 nucleotides long. RefSeq names its product dnaJ homolog subfamily A member 2-like. Gene Ontology annotation, biological process: protein refolding; response to heat. The record is from RefSeq and is a predicted model, not a curated record. Gene Ontology annotation, cellular component: cytoplasm; cytosol. Gene Ontology annotation, molecular function: Hsp70 protein binding; ATP binding. Bases 100 to 1341 code for a protein of 413 amino acids. NCBI's taxonomy places the organism in Eukaryota, Metazoa, Arthropoda, Merostomata, Xiphosura, Limulidae. The transcript is spliced from 10 exons.
CAUCCACUGUAUCCCAUUGUUUCAAAAGCAGCUGCAAGUUUCUUUUGUCUAUGGCCCACAUAUGAUCUGUGAACUUCAUUGAAAAAUUUAUAGGAAAAAAUGGGAGAUACUAAGUUGUACGAUCUUUUGGGAGUUUCUCCAAAUUCUUCAGACUUUGAAAUCAGAAAGGCUUACCGAAGGCUUGCUAAAGAAUAUCAUCCUGAUAAAAACCCAGAAGAAGGAGAAAAAUUCAAAGAGAUAUCAUUUGCUUAUGAAGUUUUGUCAGAUUCAAACAAGAGAGAGAUUUAUGACAUGCAUGGAAUCAAAGGCUUACAAGAAGGUCGGCAUGAAGAUGGGUUUUCUGAUGACAUCUUUUCACACAUAUUUGGAGGAGGUCUGUUUGGAGGCAUGGGCAUGGGAUUUGGUGGUGGACGUCGAAGAAAACAAAGAGGAGAAGACACAGUUCAUCCCUUGAAGGUUUCUCUAGAAGAUUUGUAUAAUGGCAAAACAACAAAGCUGCAACUUAGUAAAACUGUAAUAUGCUCUACUUGUUAUGGGGAAGGCGGUAAACGUGGAUCGUCACAGCCGUGUCGAAACUGCCAUGGACAAGGUAUUAAAGUGACUCUUCGGCAAUUGGGGCCAGGCAUGGUUCAGCAAAUGCAGUCUGUCUGCUCUGAUUGUAGAGGUGAAGGAGAAGUAAUCAAUGAGAGAGAUCGCUGUAAGAUCUGUAAAGGUAACAAAACUGUAAGUGAGAAGAAAAUUUUGGAAGUCUAUGUCGAUAAAGGAAUGCAGGAUGGACAAAGGAUACAGUUUAAAGGUGAAGGGGAUCAAAAGCCAGGGAUGGAGCCUGGAGAUGUCUUAAUUAUUCUUCAGGAGAAACCACACACGUACUUCCAAAGGAACGGCAAUGACCUGUACAUGAGCCACAAGAUCAACCUCACCGAAGCACUUUGUGGCUUUUCUGUGGCUGUAAAACACUUAGAUGGACGUGAUUUGAUAAUCAGACAUCUUCCAGGCGAAGUCAUUAAACCAGGCACGUUGAAGGGUGUUCAAGGAGAAGGAAUGCCCAUUUACAGGGAUCCUUUUGAGAGAGGAAAUCUGUACGUUAAACUUGAUGUUGAGUUCCCGUCGGAUCAUUUUCUGGAUGAAGAAAAUCUUGAGCUGCUGGAGAAGCUGCUACCUGAUCGGCCACUGUCCAAUAUUCCCGAAGGUGAACACGUAGAAGAAGUUGACCUCCAUGACUAUGACCCCAACACCAGUAGACAAGGAAGCCACAGUAGGAGCAGGAUAUCGGAGGCUUACGACUCCGACGAAGAGGGUGGAGUACACAUGGGGCCUGGGGUUCAGUGUACACAUCAAUAGUAGAUAAACCUUGUAAUCAUUGGUUUUGUGAUAGUUUCAUUUAAAAUUUUAGUGCACAUUUUCUUCCUCAAAUGACAAGGGGAAGAAAGCAGAUGUGUUAAUGAUGUUUCCAAUACUCUCUCUUGUAUAUGUGGGCCUUGCUUGCACUCCUGGAAUAUCUGUAACAUGAAAUUUCUGGACAUUUGUUUUUAAAAGUGUUGGCAAUAAAUUUCAUUUCUGGUGAAUACAA